This is a messenger RNA of Eucalyptus grandis, 871 nucleotides long. RefSeq lists its product as uncharacterized. The transcript has 3 exons. NCBI's taxonomy places the organism in Eukaryota, Viridiplantae, Streptophyta, Magnoliopsida, Myrtales, Myrtaceae. Bases 313 to 606 code for a protein of 97 amino acids. The record is from RefSeq and is a predicted model, not a curated record.
UUUAUCUCCCUUCUUUCCUUUUCCUCUUUUGACCUUACCCAUGUAGCUACCAAAACAUUACAAUAAGCAUCGCACACGCACUGCCGUACAUGUUAAUAAUAUUUCGGACCAUCAUUUGGGUUUCUUGAUCUAGCCCCUCCCUCUUCUCUCUUUCCUGUUUCGGUCGUCCUUUCUGAUCGUCUCCCUUUCCUCCUCCUGCACAUUCUCCGCCCCCUGAUACUUUUCCCGGAAAAUCUGAUCAGACCUCUUCUCUGCCGUGCCUGUGUCGAUCUCUGUUCAGUUUCUAGAAAGGCGAAAGAGUUAGCCGUCGUCAUGGGGGACUCUUCUUCUUCAUACAUCCGAAUGGUGCACCACCUGAUAGAGGAGUGCAUACUCUUCAAAAUGAGCAAAGAAGAGUGCAUGGAGGCUCUCUCCAAACAUGCAAACAUCGAGCCCGUCAUCACUUCCACAGUGUGGAAGGAGCUGGAGAAAGAGAACAAGGAGUUCUUCGAGGCCUACGCGAGGAGCAUGAGGGAGGAGGAGCGGGGCUCGCGAGCGGAGACGAGACAGAGGAUCCAGAAGAUGCUCUCCGAUGCCUCCAAACUACACGACACCCAACAUCGCUAAGCUUCGCUUUUCAGCUCCCCUCCCCCGACAGCGAUCUUUCAUUGCCGUCGUCAUGCGCCGUUGCAGCAGCUCUUCUUGCAACUUAAUAAGUAAAGCGUAUAUGCCACCUAGUCAAGCGAGUCGCGUUUUCUGGUUACAUAUAUGUAAAUAUUAGUCCACAAAUUUCGAUCUAGUACUAUAAUGGAACGUCAUUUCAGCGAUAUUUACCAGUUAGAUCUAUAUUGAUAUCUCGUUUUAACUUAUUAAGGAAAUAAUGUUCAAUCCA